CGUAUUAGGUUGAAGUCUGAUAAGUGAUUAUUGGAAGUACGGCAAUAUUUUUUCAUCAGCAUUGGGAAAAAAAAAUUCGUUGGACAAGUUCUAGUUACUUAUUGAUUAUUUUUUAGCGACUGGCAAACGGCCAUUCCUGCACUAUGCUGGAAACUUGACAAAAGCUGAAUCUGGAUCUAGGAGAAGAGUAUCAUGUAUUUUUUGUGCUCGAUGACUUUAGCUGAAAGAUAAUCGUCGCGCACUUGUGGAGAGUGUUUAAAAAAAUACAGCCGGAAAUGGCGGAGUGUGAUUGAUUCUAAAAUCAUAUUGGACCCAGAUAGCUCGUACGGUCGCAAUGAAACAGGGACACCGAUCGCGUAAUAAUAAUGUCUCGGUCCUUUUCUCUCGUGAUCGAAAGAGUGAAUCGUCUGUAUUACGUGAUUGUGAGGAUUGAUCGACUAACUUAGUGGUCAGGAUGAGCACUGGAAAGUCUUGCAAUUGGAACCAGAAGUACAUUCGUUUCGGCUGACAGCGCUGUCGUUGGUACGUUAGAAACAAGGCGUUUUCCUAUCGUUGUAGGUCGCCGUUUCUCGUAUCUAAAGGACAUAGAAAUUAUCUUCGGAAAAAAAAUUGUUCUUGAUAACUAACUGGAUCAAUGCUCCUAUAGCUUGUAAUUUGAAGAUCGCUGAACUUGCGAGAAAAAAGUGCAAAAGAGAGGGGCAGAGUGAGAGUGAGUGCUUGAUGCGAUAUAGAAGGGAGCGGAAGGAAGUUAGUUUCGAAGUAUUAAAAAAAUAAAGAGACGAGUGAAUAAUAAAAAAAAAAAUAUAAUUGCGAUUUAAGCAUACAAAAUGGAUGAGUGUAUGCUGAAUGAUUUGCUAGAAUGUUCAGUUUGUCUUGAGCGAUUGGAUACAUCCAGUAAGGUACUCCCUUGCCAACAUACAUUUUGUAAAAAGUGCCUUGAGGAAAUCGUGAGCACUCAUCGCGAGCUACGAUGUCCAGAGUGUAGAGUAUUAGUCGAUGCAAAGAUUGAUGAUUUACCACCAAAUGUUCUGUUAAUGAGGAUUUUAGAGGGUAUGCGUAAUGCUGCCCCCAAGGGUAUUAAAACACCUUUGCGGUGUAAUCCUGGACCACAGAGACUGCUUGGUGGGCAUCAGAUUGCUCCAGCAUCUGUUACUACCAAUUUAGCACCUGUUGUGCUUGCUACUGAUCCUACGAGGCAUGCUAAUGCUGCAGCCAAACAAGUGCACCUCCAUAAUCAGCCAUACGGAAGAGCCAUUUAUGAUUACAUUUCUAAAGUUCCAGGGGAUUUGAGUUUUAAAAAAGGAGACAUUAUUGUUUUGCGCAAAAAAAUUGAUAAUAAUUGGUAUUUUGGAGAAUGUGGUAACAACCAUGGUGUUUUUCCACUGUCUUAUGUUCAGGUGAUGACUCCUUUGCCUCCUCAUGUGCCCCAGUGUAAAGCACUGUAUGACUUUAGAAUGACUAAUGAUGACGAGGAUGGUUGCCUCACUUUUAACAAGGGCGAGGUAAUCAGCGUAAUUAGAAGGGUCGACGAAAAUUGGGCAGAAGGCAAACUCUUAGAUCGCAUUGGUAUAUUUCCAUUGGCAUUUGUAGAAUUGAAUAGCGUUGCUAGAGCCUUAAUGAAGCUGUCAACAAAUGCACAACCAGGUCCAUCAAGAGUUGCUCCACCAACCCCAACCAAUGAAGAAACUACUCCACUGAUCCCAACAGACCAUUCUCGAAAUAUACAAGCAGCGAGUCAGCCACGACCGCAAAUUCCACCAACUGAACUUCCUCAGACCGCAGCACUUCCGGUGUCCGACUCAAGUUCGACUGUCUCAUCUGGCGGUAGUUCUACAACAACUACACCAAAUACUCCAAAUAGUUCAAGCACUUCUAGUAGUUCAAGUACCGCCCCAAGUAGUCCAAGUAGUCCAGCAACUUCUCCACCAGCAGUUGGCAAUAGGCACAAUGUUAAGCGACACAGUUUUACUGCCGUUAACACUGGACAUCACCCGCAUCCUCAUCAUCGACAUAGUGCUGAGAUUUUAAGUCCGGCAAUGGAUGCGGUAUUGAGCAGUGGUGACGCAGCCAGCAAUGAGUCAUUCUCCUCAGCCCAAACAAGCGGGAGUUCGGAACAUGCACUUCGACACAGACGUAGUGGCAGCAGCGAUCUAGUUCUUGCCCAACCAUCACAAAGUACUCCUACUAAUUCUACCAGUAACCACUUGCCUGCAACUUACAUAGCACUGUACCCCUACAAGCCUCAAAAAACAGACGAACUCGAAUUACGCAAGGGUGGAAUUUAUAUGGUAACCGAGCGUUGUCAGGAUGGCUGGUUCAAGGGUACAUCGAAUCGCACGCAAAAAUGCGGUGUAUUUCCAGGAAAUUAUGUAGCACCGGCAAAAUGUCAACGCGGUAUCUGUCGUACAUCACCCAAUGCGAUUUCCCACCAGGGUAAUCCUUUAACAUCAGUAUCAAUGAAUACGGAACCACGUUUAACAAUGACUUAUACAAGGAACAAAGGUCCUGCUCCGCAGCCCUAUAAUCUGCGUUCUUUACCGCCACCGGAAUUGCCCCCGCGUGCUGCUAGUCCCGUUCCUGCUAUAUCAUCUUCUUGGCAUGGUCAGGCACAGAGUCAGGUUCAAAACCAAACGCAGCAUUCUGAACAAGCUGCAGCAGCUGCCAAUCCUCUUGGACGAAGUCACAGUGCCGUUAUGUCUUCUAACGUUGCUUCUCCUGGUAAGCAAACAAUGAUGCCACCUCCAGUCACUACAUCAGACUUAAAUCGAAGUCCUAACAAUACUCUGCGAAUUGCUAGUGGUGUUACCCCGCCGCCAAAUACGUCUGUAUCAACAGCUGCAACUAGUGCAAAAAGUGCCGAAAAGCCAAAAGAAAAAAAGGAUAAAGCUGUUUCGUUGAUGCGUCGCUUGACGAACAUAAAAAAGUCGAAAUCGCCGCCACCUGCUUCUUAUUCAAUGGACAAUCCAGUAUUCGACGAUGGGAAUUCAGUGGCUUCCAUAAACCCGAUACAUGUUCGGUCAGGGUCUUGCCCGAGUCAGUUGCUCCAGGUGGGACCAAGCCAGGAUGUAAAUACUCCAAACAGCCAUCACCGUAUGUACCCAGGCCUUGGUCAAGGGCACGCCACUACUUCACAGAGACUUAAACACAAGGAGCGUCCCUCCUUGCCAGUUUCGUUCCUCCAGAGAUCGGGUGAUGGUGUAGUCGGUGCCGUUGUUGGGAGUCAUCAUCGUAAGAGUAACUCUCUAGAUGCCGGUACUGGAAAACAAAGUAGGCAGCAGCCUUCUUCGAGAGAAAGAGAGCGGGUGUACAGGUUUCGUUGUAUUGUGCCGUAUCCACCAAAUAGCGAAUUCGAGUUAGAGCUGCGCGUUGGUGACAUAAUAUAUGUUCAUAAGAAGCGCGACGACGGGUGGUAUAAGGGAACACAACAGCGCACAGGACGCACUGGGCUAUUUCCUGCAAGUUUUGUGGAAGCUUGCUGAGAUACGACGUAUGGCUGUCUCGUCUUGGAGACGUGUAUAUAAGGCGCAACGAGAAUCCUGUAGUAACUCCCGAACACGGCGGAUAAUAAUAUCAAAGAUUUCAACAAAUUUUGAGAAAUACGAUUGCGAAACGAGGCUGGCCAAUUUUAUCGUAGCUCUAAACUUAUGAAAUUAUGAAGUAUAAUAAACGAGUGGUAUUUUCCGCUCUGCGUGAUAUCGCUACAAAUCCAUUGAUUUCAUGCGCAUCGUUAUUGUACAGAGUAACUCGAGUGUUACUUAUUCUAUUUUAAAAAAUCAAUGAAAUUGAAUGAAGACCGCGAACACAGGUUCGGCGUUGAGGCGGAACCAUACCUGAAAUUUAUACUGCCAUCGAUAACAUAUAGUCUUUUAUAAUUAAAAUACUUUGGAAGCACGUCGAACUCUACCCGAAGUUCAUACUGCCAUCCGUAAAAAAUGAUUCUAGAAAUGUAAUUGGAAAAUUUGUACGUCUUUAGAAAUGACGUUUUGUGGCUUAUUAGAAGGCACCGAGUUAUUUCAAAUAGAGAAGUUUGGAGGGUAUCUUUUAUAUUUGAUAAAACGAUAAAUACAACAAGUAAAUGCGUUCGAGUGGCUGACUGAAUUAACCAAGCAACACGUUACUUGUUUCUUUUUCGAUUAUCAAAUGACUGACGAACAAUCGACAAAAACCCACCGUCAGCUAAGAACAUGAAAGUUUAGAAAAAUCUCGCUACGAUCUGCCGAAUCUCAUAACCACGAAAACACAGCGAAAGUGCAAUGAUAAUUGCGCAAAGUUAGCCCGGAAAUAGAGUAUCGAAUACUGUCAGAUGUCUGUAAUUAUUACAUAUGUAACGCACAGCGAUAAUAACGACACACAUGUACACGCAUUUUAUGCGCUUAGUCAUAUACGCAUGCGUGUACAAGGCACGGAUAUUUAUUUAUUUAUUAAAUAGCACAUACGGUAAGAUCGCCAGCAGAAUUCACGAUCGGCUCGACCGAGAAGGGACGCGAGUUCACAUUCUACGUUGUAUUACAGGAGGUAAAAAAGAAGAGAAAGAAAAGAAAAAUACUACCGGUUAUUAUAAUCUAGUGCUUACACAUAUGGAAUCUACAUUGUUUUAGCUAUCAUCACAUUUAAGCGAUAAUUACGAACAGCGUUUAUGCGUAUGUUCUUUAUUAUAUAACGGGACCCGUUGCCGUCUAAUUUUUAAAAUCGAAUACACUCGAUUUUCAAAAAUCUCUAAAAAUUCGACGAUAACUUGAGUCAAUAAACCGUCAUGCGUGUCACUUUCAAUUUGCGAUGCAAGUUUUACAGGUAUUUUCCCGUUGUGAAGAUUCCAUUUAAAGUGAAUUAUAGUGACUUUUAAUUGUUUCAGUCUGAUUAGGAAAUUGCAAUAGCUACUGGUUAUUAAUUUAAGAUUAUUCUGUGUAUUGCUCUUAUUGGAGUAUAUUCUUUUAAAAGUAUCACCAUUGACGGUGUAUAGACUUAAAACUUAGAUAGUAAUUAAAUCAACAGUCUUAUAUUCAAUGCGAAGUGUCGUCUUUGCAUUUAAAGACUAAUUGUCGCAUUAGACGGACUAUAAGUGGAAUCUAGUAAUACAUAUAAUUGAUGACUAUAUCGCGUACUAAAGCGUUUUUCAAUUUCUCUCUAGGGUGAGUCUAUGGGUUUGAUCACAUGAAAUAUCGCCAAAACUAUUAAAGUCUAAUACAAAUUUUUCUAACAAAAAGCAGAUAUCAAUCAUACCACAAAAAAUAAAAUGUGUCAAUUCAUUUCAACAAUUAGGAUGAUGUUGAAAUCUCCAAAGCACGUUCACUAGUUCAAAAUCAUUAGCACUUUCUCUUUGUUAUGCAACUUUUGUUGGAACAAUUUUUCUGUGGCUAAUAGUUUCGGAUAUAUUUCAGAUGGUCAAAAUUAUUUCUUCGCCCGCUAUAUGCAUAUAUAUAUAUAUAUAUUUUUUUGUGUUCAUGACAUUCGAUUCAGGCUGUCUAUUGGUCAGCAAUAUAGGAUUUUUUAACAAUUUUAUUGUGAGAUUAUUUGUAAAGUAUUUUUCUUCUUUAUUUUUCAUUUAUCGUCGUCUAUUAUUAUCAUUAUGACCACAUGAGAAUAUCAUGCACAACAUUUACACUUUCUGAAUUAUUCUAUUUUUUAAACUUGGUUCUCUUUUGGAAUCGAUUACACAAAUGGCAAACUCUUUGCUGCUGGCCACAACUAAAUGGAUAUUUAUUUAUAGCUUAUAUAAUACACAUGAGAAUAUUUAUACAUGCGUGUUUUGUAUGAUGGUAAUUUUAAGUAAUUUAUUAUGAAUAGUAUGUAAAGAAGUGACAAAAUUUGAACGCUAACUGGCUAUCACUACAAUGUCGUGUAAUUUAUUAUGAAUUAUGCAUCGACUCUAACGGAAUCACUGGAUAAUCCAAGUACACAUUAUAAUUGAGGUAUUUUGAAGAAAAUUUUUUUUUAAUAACAUUCAAUAUUUACUUUUAUAUUAAAAUCUUUUGCAGUCCAUGAGAAUAGCAAACCUUAAUUUCAUUUUGGUGCUAAAAUCUCUUCGGUUUUUUGAUCAUUCAUAAUUUUGUUUCUGUUUUGAUUUUUCUUAAAAAUGAUAAUGUUUCCGUUCAUGUUACUGUUAUUUAUUUUAUAAUGUUGAGGAAUAUGUUAAAUUUUUCCUACAUCGCAUAUCGUGAAAGGGACAGAUAUUCGAACGCAUAUCGUCACCUUAGCAAUAAGAUAAUUUUUAACGAAGGAGAUAUCAGUGAAUUAUGAAUUAUGAAUUAUGUUUUUCUUUUCUUUUCUCUCUUACAUUUCAUCCUCUGCAAUCCAAUGGAACUGAUGAUCAUUCAAAAUGGAUAAUUACGAAUUUUAUACUGUUACUCGGUUAUCGUACUUUUAUUCCAACAAUAUGACCUGUGUCAAGUACUGUCUCAGUGUUGUGUCCGACGUAUUUUAUAUAUGUAGGCAUUUCUAAUAUUUAAAUAGCGCGUAACGACUGUAAUAAAAAGUGACGUGAUGGUGAUUAUGAUUGUAUUUCCCAUUAGCUGACAAAAAGAAUUUUACCUGUAGACUAGUGGAUUUAUUGAAAGACUAACUUCCAUAAUACAUAAUAAAUAAUGAUUUAAAAUAUA
This is a messenger RNA of Cephus cinctus (wheat stem sawfly), 6596 nucleotides long. It is a transcript of the gene POSH, whose product is annotated as SH3 domain-containing RING finger protein 3. Gene Ontology annotation, molecular function: protein binding; ubiquitin protein ligase activity; metal ion binding. NCBI's taxonomy places the organism in Eukaryota, Metazoa, Arthropoda, Insecta, Hymenoptera, Cephidae. The record is from RefSeq and is a predicted model, not a curated record. The transcript is spliced from 13 exons. Gene Ontology annotation, biological process: positive regulation of JNK cascade; protein ubiquitination; positive regulation of proteasomal ubiquitin-dependent protein catabolic process. Bases 828 to 3479 code for a protein of 883 amino acids.